UCGUCAAGGAAGAAUCUGGAGGAUAUGUAAUAAAACUAAAACUAAUAUGUAGCAUGCUUCACUAACCAGUAAAAGCAGUGAUACAAUCAGAACGAUUACCAGGACCGGAAACGGUAUCAGCGAUGAAUUCAUGCUAAACAUGGGUACUCGGGCGUGGAGUGUUGCUAGCCUCGUGUACAAUUUCGGUGAGCAGGCUGAAUUAGACUAUCGUGAGCACUCACCCAUCGUCAGCAAGAAGCGCAGCAAUUUGAGGGUGAACUCCCAAUGCAGCACUCCCAGGUCAGAACUGAUGGAGGAACCUCCACCAAUGGCAGCAGUUCCAGUGCACGAGACGAUAGCCAAUAUUUUCUGGCGGUCGAGCUUGAGCUUUCAUGCAUACAUGCAUGGUGACCCUCGAGUCUGCUUUCAGGAUCUGUGGCCCAAAGGAAAUAAGUUAACACCUCUGCUGCUAGAGUCUGUCUUUUCUACUGAUCUGAGGCAGUCUGUGCUAGACCUUUGUCUACUAGUGCUGCGAUGUGGACCAGUUGAUGUUCUAAAGAUACUAAUUGAUGGGAAGAUUUUAGAUAUUAAUCAACGAUUUUACAAUGCGGUCAGCAUGUUGCAUGUGGCUUGCAUAUCCAGAAACCUCGAUGCUGUUGUAUUUCUCAUGCAGAGAAAAAUUUCUACAAAGUUGAAUGACCGGUUAGGAAGGAAAGCUGAAGAUGUGUGUUUUUGUCCUCGUGUUCGGAGGGCAUUGCUGUAUAAGUAUGUGCUGAAGACACCACCAAAAGACAAGAUCCAGCAGAAGUCCAUUCCAAGCCUUCAAGAAAGGGAUUCGUUGUUCAGUAUGGCUGCCAAACCAGAAUGCUGUGAUGAGCUACUAUAUAGGCUGCAGAUGUAUGAGUUCAAUAUCAAUUCAGAGAAAGACGGAGUAGGUGAUUGUAUGAUACAUACCAUUACCAGGCAAGGUCUGGCACAGCUUGCUCUUCUUUUGAACUUGGUUGAGAUGUUUGAUGUGAACGUCGACAUCUGUAACUCUGACGGACUGACUCCUGUUGCUAUUGCUGCCUGUUCAGGUGACAGCAUAUUGGUCGACUUGUUGCUCUGUGUGUUCGGUGUGGAUCCUAAUAGAUUCAAUCCUCACAACAACUGGACAGCAUUACACUAUGCAGCUAGUAUGAACCACGUAGAUGUUACCAGUGUGCUGCUGACUAGAGGAGCCGACGCAAACAUCGAGGAUGAGAACGGGGCCAUGGCAGAAGACGUGGCUGCGAAGAGCCGGGCGUCGGACUCCAGAGAGCUCAUCGAGUCUCACCGGCUGCAUCGUGUGCAGAGCUUAAUGCGCCUUGUCACACAGGAAGAUCUGAAGCCAGGAAUUGUGAAAACAACAGAUCUGUUUUCUGUGGACCAGCAUGGUAGAACCCUAAUUAUGGUUGCAGUCAUAUUUAACAGGUGUGCCAACCUACGCAUCCUGUUGGAGAUGGACAACUGUCCGAUUAAUGCUCAACACCCAAAGACUGGACGCACUGCACUAGUGAUAGCUGCUAAUGAGGGCCAUGUGGAACCAGUCAAAAUCUUGCUCAGAUACGGAGCGGAUGCCAGUAUUGGCGAUGUUGGUGGCUACAUUGCAUUGUGGCAUGCUGUGGAGAACAUGCAUCUGGAGGUUGUGGAGACCAUGCUUCAGUUUUCUAAGUGUCUUACUGGCUUUGCCCCAACGGGCCCUUCCAGCUGGUCCGCCCAACACCCUACUCGUCUAUACAGGCCACAAUCGAGACAGUUGGAGAUCGUCACACCGAAGCUGUUCAGGUGUUCGAUGGUCGGCGAUGCAGAGUCGCUCUACUGCUUACUGGAAGACGGUGACAACGUGAACCCUCGCAGUGGGGUCGGCGACUGGCCCAUGUACCUCGCUGCUGAAAAUGGCCACAUCGAAGUCAUGAAACUACUCUACGAGCGAGGGGGCGAUGUUGCGUCUGCGCAUGCGUCUACGCGAUGCACUCCGCUGCACGUCGCAUGCGCACGCGGCCACCUGGAGGUUGUACGCUACAUGCUGCAGCUGUACGGUGACAGCCGCCGCGGAAGCCAGGUGACUCACCAUCAGGGCCACGCCCGUGAGCUCAACAUCAAUGCCAGGAACAGCCAGGGUUUCACCGCAAUGCAGCUGGCUGCAGAAAAAGGUUACAGCAAGAUAGUGAAGCCUCUGCUUGUGGCAGGUACAACGACAGCUCUUUUAGAUCGAUCGGGAAAUCUGUAUGCUUGUAACGAGUAUCAAGGCGUACAGGUGCUGAUUGAGACAUUUCGAAAGAGGCACAGCGAUGAAGUUAUGAGCUGCAUUCGUGACCGACAGGCUCUGCGCCAGCUCAGCAGAAUAUGGCAGACGCGGUUUGACCACAACCUGCGAGACAGGAAGGGCGACACUCCACUAAUGGUUGCGUGCGCAAUGUCCUCGCUGGAGAUCAUCAAGUUUUUGUUGGGCAAUGCCGUGUAUGACGUCCGUGAUGAGGAUGGCAGUGAUUUUUCCAGCAGGACACUGUGGGAAGAUGAAGACGAGGCUCUGUGUAGUGACUCCGGCAUGGUGGUGGACGGCGGUCACACGCUCACCAGUCACUCCCCACACUGGCUGCACGCACGCCGCAGCGCGAUCGUCGACGACGGCAGCUCGUCGGACAGCGGUCCCGACGCAACGUCGAAACCCGUGAAAUCCUCCUUCCACGAGUCGCUGAUCUAUCGACCUGAGACGCGCGGCCGGCCCGACCCCGCCGCCGCGACGGACAUGCCGGCGCGGUUUAGUCAGAGCACGAGGGGCUCGCGGUGCGGUUAUAGGCCCACCGCGAUUCCCGCCAACGUCAGGAAGGACUUCAUGACGAGCACGCCCGAGUACAGCGGGCCCGCGCCCUCCAGGCUGCAGGUGCUGACGCAGGGUCUGCGAAACGUGAGCUUUCGCAGCAGCGACACGGACGAGGGUCCGCGCGAUCACCGUGAUCAUUGCUCCACGGGCGGUGGCGGCGCCGGCGACGCGGAUCCGCCCCGUCGAGCUCUCGCCGCGGAGACGGCGGGUCCGGCAUCGAAGAACAAGCGACAGGAGUUCAUGCUGUCGUUGCCCGUCAGCGUGGGAUCGAAUGCGCGAGGCCGUCGCGUCGUCUGCAGGGACUACGUUCCCGAGCGAGACAGACGCCCGGCGAGGCAACCGGCGGCUCGAGGAGCGGCCGUCGAGGCGUCGUGGAUGUGGAACCCGAAGCAGUACCAGCCGAGGUUUUUCGUAGACGACAGCUUUAGCGAUCGCGAUGCCGCGGAGAAUGUGGUGUGCAGGAGCCAGAGCACGGUGGCGAGGAGUGCGAUGUACAAUCUAUCCGGCUACUUCCCCAACAUCAGCCAUCUGAACUCCUCAAUAUUCUGUAGAGGAGAUAGGAUAUCGCAUGUGUGCGGAGCAAACCCGCGCGACGGCUGCACGCCGCUGCAACGCAUGCUGGAGUACAGGGACUCAGUGCAGAUCCUCAAUGCGCUACUACAAGCAGACCCAAGCUGCGUCAACAUUCAGAACAAGGAAGGCUUGACAGCACUGCAUAUGGCUUGCAGACUCGACCGCAAGCGGGUCACCGAAAAACUUACAUCACUUCCAUACAUUGACCUCAAUCUAAGAACUCUUGACGGCAAGCUUCCAGAGGAAAUGACCAACAAUAAGGGUAUGAUUAGACUCGUACGAAAAGCUAGAGAAAUGGACUCGGACCUCAUGUCGUCGCUCCCCUCACCCUCUCCCUCUGUGUCAGCCAGCACUGUGGGUGGGUCAAGCAUCGACUUUGAGAAGUUGAACAACAGAUUCGUUGCUCUUAAGAAGUCUCUACAAAAGAAGUGACAGUUUGUCAUUCUGAUCAUUCGAGAUGUGUUUGCAGCCUAUCCUGAAGCAGAGGGAAUAUAUGACAUGUAUAUAGCAUUCCCACUACCGCUAGUGCUGCCAAGACCAUUCCUUAUGUUCAGUGGCACUGCAUGAAGGUUUGUGUUAAUAUAUAGGCCUUAAUAGGGUCAGUGAAGUUAUCUCCCAGUUCCCAGUUCCUUAUUCGAAUAAGGAACUAUAAUAACUAGGCAAAGCAGUUACCAGUUCCUUA
Priapulus caudatus is the source of this 4079-nucleotide messenger RNA. RefSeq lists its product as uncharacterized. The record is from RefSeq and is a predicted model, not a curated record. The coding region runs from base 131 to 3829 and encodes 1232 amino acids. Lineage: Eukaryota; Metazoa; Priapulida; Priapulimorpha; Priapulimorphida; Priapulidae. Gene Ontology annotation, molecular function: protein binding. The transcript is spliced from 20 exons.